UGUGAGCUCGUUCUGUAGUGCCUAUUUUUUCGUCGGACCCUGCCCUGUUUUUUCUUUACCUCGGACCAGAGGUUCGGUAUUUUAUAGUGUGAGGGGUCGGGUAUUUCCCUGGGAGGAUAAAUAUGAGAACGAGCACCUGCGGGACGGUGAUGCUGGUGUGUGCCACCAUUCUGGGGCCCAUCACCAUCGUUUUUCUGGCCGUUUCGUUUGCCACAGAUCACUGGCUGGAAUUUAAGGUGGCCCGGGACAAACUCACCAGUCCUUCCGAACCCAACAGAGUUACCCACACAAGAUACAGGGGUCUAUUCAGGGAAUGUUACCCAGGAAACGAUACAGAAUUUUUAUCGACAGAAACAGGUGUUGUGGAUAAUUACUGUUUUAACAUAGAUUACGAGGUGCCAGAAUCAUCCACGUCCAACCCAAGUACCGAAUACCUCGCCAGAAUCCACCUUUCUCGUUGUUUCUUGGCCUUUUACGUGGUGGCGCUGGUAGUCUUCCUGUUGGCCUUUAUAUUUGGUUUGGUUGUCUGCUGCUGGAGAAGAUCUAAAUGGGCCUAUAUCGCUGGCCUGUGUGCUUACAUAGCAGCAUUCGCCACGGCAGCAGCCAUAGCGUUUUUUCAUGGAGCUGAAUACCUUGAGAGGAAUAAAAUCGAAGACGAUCAUUCUUUCUACUCAAAGUGGUCUGCGAGCUUGCAGAAUGCAACAACACGCUCCUACGGCUGGUCCUACAUCCUAGGAUGGGUAGGCAUGAUCCUUGCCGCGCUCUCGGCAACGUUUUACUCAGUGGCUGGCUGCUACAUAGGUGGUGAACGUUAUGAUGACAAAGAAUAUCUGGAAAAGAGGCGCGAAUUUCAGGAGACUCAAAUGGGACCAGAUUAUUAUUACGGAAGACCUUAUCCACAACCUGCCAUGAUUGGUCCAUACGUAUAUGACAUGGAAACUAGACGCCCACUACCGGCCAUUGGAUACGGUGACCCGUAUGUGUCAUGGAGCUAAAAUGUAAAUGGCAUAGGCAUUUUUUCACUACUGCAUAUCUUCUAAUACUUUAAAGGUUUGUUAGAGCUGCUGUCAGAAUAUAUAGUGCUUUAAGCAUUAUAUGGGGAAUAAGUUUUUGAGAGUUGCGUAUAUUGAAGAUCUCUACUGCCUAGCUGCUUGAGGUUCAGUAUUUUAGAAAUAAAGCACAUAUUGAGGAAAAGGGAGAUCUCUGAAGCCUUCAUGUUCUACAGGAAAUAAAAUACUCUCUUUUUUCAAGAAUUUUGUCUAUAAAACAUAAUCUUUCUACCAUGAACUUCAAUACAUAUUUACUACAAUUAUACACAUAAUUUUACUUUCGAAGGACCACUUUUGUUGAGGACAAACGAAUCGUUUAUCAUCUGACAAAUGACCAAGGUUGAUUGAUUUCUCUUUUUUAAUGAAUAAAACUACAUAUGAAAUACAUAUUUCUACAUCAGACACCAAAUAUUUACAUUUGUAUCAUUGAAUGCAAGAGGUGCUUAGAAGGAUCUGUGACGUCAGUGUAUGACAUAAUGUAAAAUGCUCAGAGAGAGGGAGAUCACUCUUCUUUUUUCAGUAUAUUAUCAUUAAGAAUCUUUUACUAUUCUAUAUAUUAGCAUUUAUAUGUAUAUAUUGCAAUUUAUCAUAUGUAUAAUUAUAUAUAUGACGUAUCUUGAAAAUACUGUAAAAUAUUUACAAUGAAUAUACUAUUUUCACAGUAAAA
Molecule: messenger RNA, 1716 nt
Organism: Saccostrea echinata
Lineage: Eukaryota; Metazoa; Mollusca; Bivalvia; Ostreida; Ostreidae
Product: transmembrane protein 178B-like
Exons: 5
Coding region: 123-995 (290 amino acids)
Cellular component (GO): membrane
Source: RefSeq, a predicted model, not a curated record